GGGUAUGUUAAUUCGGAAAUUACUUGAUAUCAGGCAUCAGCCCAGAAUUCCACUGCAAAGUGUACCAAAAUCCUUGAAACUGACACAAGCAGCAAAAACCUCCGAUAAACCCCCACCUUAACUUCACCGAAAUUUUUUUUUGCGGUGUUGCUACUUUUUUCACUGAAUGUCUUUUGUACUAUGUAGCCGAAACUGCAACUUUAUCAAGGUAAGUCGUCUUCUUCCUCGCUUUCUCUCUGCUCAAACCCUAAUUUGCUCAUUUACCCAGAUCCGUUUUACUCAUGUUGCACCGUUUAAUCAUACUUUUUCUUCAUUUUCUUCUUCAUUUACCUGUACCCAUCAUUUUAUUUCCCAAUUUUUGCCUUUCCCUAGCUCUAAUUUGAUAAAUUUUGAUGUAAUUAAUUCAAAUGAGCGGCGUAGAAUUGUUGUUGGGCUAUCAAGAAUGAUAAAGCAUAAAGAGUUUGAGAUUUUGAUGGGUUUUUCACAAAUUUUUUGCCCCUUUUCUCUUGUAAAGAUUAUGAAAUUGUUUGAUAGUAGGGAGACUGCCUCUGCAUUUUUUAGGCUGGCAUUUCAGGAUCAUUGUGAUGAUACUAUUAAACAAUGUUGCAUUGCUGCACAUUUGCUUGUAGCUGAGGAUCUUAGGUUGCUAGCUCAGGAUGUAAUAUCUUGGGUCAUCUCGAGAAUUGGGUCGUGCAGAAGUUUGUACUUUUUGGAGCAAAUGUGGAGCCGGCAUGCGGAAUAUGAGUCGGGUUUUUCGGUACUUGACUCACUUAUGAGGGGUUUAUUGGACGCUGGGUUCAUUUAUAUGGCAUUGGAUGUGGUGAAGCAAAUGAGGGAUUUUGACAUGGUACCAAGUCCGUCAGCUGUUAGUAUUUUGUUGAAGUUGCUGUUUAGGGUUGGUGAUCAUGGUAAUGUGUGGAAAUUAUUUAGAGAUAUGAUUGGCAAAGGGCCUUGCCCAUCUAAUUUUACAUUCAAUUCUAUGAUUCUAGGAUUUAGUAGACACGGUUGUCUUGUAACUGCAGAGAGUUUGUUACAUAUAAUGCGGAAGUUUCAUUGUCAGCCUGAUGUAUAUGCAUAUAAUAUUUUGAUAAGUGCAUUUUGUAUAAGAGGGAGAAGUUCUGAUGGAUUGACUUGGAUGCAUUUGAUGAUUGAUAGUGGCUGUAACCCAAGUAGUGUUACCAUGAAAAUUAUCAUCAAUGCAUUGUGCAAGGAGGGUAAUGUAGCAGCAGCAAGAAAGUUAUUUGAUGGGAUGGUUGAAUUGGGCCUCAGUCCCUCUAUCAUCAUGUAUAAUGCUCUAAUUGAUGGAUAUGUAAAAGCAAGAGACAUGGUUCUAGCAAAUGGUGUUUUUGAAGACAUGAGGAGAAAAGACAUAGCUCCUGAUGUUAUAACUUUCAACAUUUUAGUUGCUGGACACUAUAAGUAUGGGAAGGAAGAAGACGCUAAACAUGUCCUGAAUGAAUUUUUAUCGUCAAAACUUAUACCAGAUGCUUCAGUGCCUGAUUUUUCAGUCUGUGGAUUGUGUUGGGCUGAUCGGCUUGAUGAGGCCAUGAAAUUGUUAGAGGAAUUGCUUGAGAGGGGGCUUCCUGUUAGUGUUAUUGCUUUUAACUCCCUUAUUGCAGCCUAUGGUAAAGCAGGGCUUGAACUAGAAGCCUUUAGAGCCUAUAAAACAAUGGUCAAAUUUGGUCUUUCUCCUACAUCAUCCACAUGUAGCUCCUUGCUUAUGGGUUUGUCGAAGAUGGGUAGGCUGCAAGAAGCUAAGGAGCUCAUGAAUCAUAUGAUAGCAAAAGGUUUUCCUGUAAAUAAAGUGUCCUUUUCUGUGCUUCUAGAUGCUUACUGCCAGAAUGGGGACAUGUUAGGGGCUCAAACUUUGUGGAAAGAAAUGGAUCAGAGAGGCUUAUCACCUGAUGCUAUUACCUUCUCUAUUUACAUCGAUGGGCUUUCUAAAGCUGGCCUAGUGGAGGAGGCUUUUUCUGUUUUUACAGAAAUGAAAUUCAGAGGAUAUUUGCCGAACAACUUUGCAUACAACUCUUUGAUAUUUGGUUUAUGCAACUGUGGCAUGAUGAAUGAAGCACUGAAAUUGGAGAGAGACAUGAGGCAAAUGGGUCUGACUCCUGACAGGUGUACUUUUAAUAUCAUUAUCAAUGGAUUCUGUAAGCAGGGGAGAAUGAAGCCAGCUAUUGAUGCUUACGUGGAGAUGCAUCGCACUGGUUUAACUCCAGACAUAGUGACUUACAACACUCUUAUUAAUGGGUAUUGUAAAGCAUUUGACAUGGCUAGUGCUAAUGACCUUGUGAGCAAAAUGCAUUUGAGUGGUUGGAGGCCUGACGUUACCACCUAUAACAUCCGCUUGCACGGGCUUUGUUCUAGUCAGAGGAUAAAUCAAGCUAUGACAAUGUUGGAUGAGCUAGUAUCAGCUGGUAUUGUUCCAGAUUCUGUCACAUACAACAUUAUGAUAAAUGGAGUUUGUGGUGACAUACUGGAUCGGGCCAUGAUGUUGGUUGCAAAGUUGCUAAAGCUGGCUUUCAUUCCAAAUGUCAUUACUAUAAAUUUGUUGCUUUCUCGUUUUUACAAGCAAGGGAUACCUCAAAAGACCCUGAUGUGGGCUCAAAUGCUCCAUGAGAUUGGUUUUGACUUUGACGAUGCUACAUAUAAGAUAAUUGAUAGGGCUUAUGGUAAGUUGCAAGAAAAUAUAGAAGAUUCAGCUUGUACAUCAGAGAAGAGUUUGUUUCUUGACUUUCUCAUGUACAUCAAUUAUGAUUACUUACGUAGAAGUAUGGGUGGCCAUGAACAACAUCAGCAUCCUAUAAGUUUACUUGAUGAAUUCCAAGUGUCUUCAUGUGCUGGGUAGGCAGCUUUUUCUUUCUUUUUGAGGUUCAAUGGAUCUUUGCUCACAUAUGAGUUGCACCAACAGCUAGUAACAACUAAAUCACUGGUGGGGUCAAGAUCUUUGCCGCAUUAACUCCUAGGUGAAACUUGCUCAACUAUGAGCUAAAAUAUGGAAUUGAAAAUACAGAAAGAACAACAGAUCAAGAGAUAUUAGAACUUGAAACAACGUCAUUUAUGAGAAAGAUUGACCUUUUCUGUUGACCUGUAAGACAUUGUUUUGCAACUAAAAAAAUAUUGGAGAAGGUAUCCCUUCUCCAAAUUUGAUGUAGAAAAUUAUUCAUA
Messenger RNA from Beta vulgaris subsp. vulgaris (sugar beet), 3168 nucleotides. Its product is annotated as pentatricopeptide repeat-containing protein At3g22470, mitochondrial. The record is from RefSeq and is a predicted model, not a curated record. The transcript has a single exon. Gene Ontology annotation, molecular function: protein binding. Lineage: Eukaryota; Viridiplantae; Streptophyta; Magnoliopsida; Caryophyllales; Amaranthaceae. The coding region runs from base 167 to 2848 and encodes 893 amino acids.